AUGCACUCGGAAUUUGAAGUCGGCACGCCAUUAGCUGGAGGACCUUGUAAUUUUUUGGUAAAAGGGGCAGUGAAACACACUGGAUCAAUCUUAACGCCGACUUACCCUGGCGCCUAUCCCAAAGCGCUUCACUGUACUUACCAAUUUCUUGGUGCUCCGGGAGAGAGGAUCCGAUUGGAAUUCAGGGAUUUUGAUUUGUUUUUUGGAGGGCCACAUUGUCCAUUUGACUACGUGAAAGUGUACGAUGGGCCAGAUAAUAGUUCAGCUGUGAUUGGAACCUAUUGUGGACAACAACGUAAUCUAGUCAUUUAUUCGUCUGAAUCCUCUCUUCUCAUUGCAUUCGUCACCCUCCCACGCACUGCCAAUACUCAGAACCGAGGUUUUAAAGGAAUUUUUGAGUUUUCAAACUCAUUUACAAAAUUAGAUUUCAUAAAAAACGAUGGGGAACACAUCCGAGGUACUGAGUGUGAUCAAAAAAUUCUAAGUAAGAAAGAAUCCAGCGGCGUUGUCGUCAGUCCGAAUUACCCGUUUCCUUACAUGCCUAAACUGGUCUGCAGUUGUUCAGACGGAUAUCUGAAGAUCUACCUAAAAGGACAGGAAACAACAGAUUCCUAUGACAAAUUCGACUACGAAAUGUGCGGAGAAAACAGCAAGCCUACGGUUGUUGUUUCUGAUGGCCCUAGACUGGUAAUGGUCUUCAGUAGUGGAGAGCUUAUGGGUCGGGGUUUUAAGGCCAACUAUACUUUUGAGACUGAAUAUAGAAUUCCGGGUACAGCGGCGCCGGAUGGUUCCUGUUCUUUCACGUAUUUAAGCACAAGUAAGAAGAAGGGAGAAUUUAAUUCACCGAGGUAUCCUUCGAAUUAUCCAAGCGAUACAAAUUGCACCUAUCUCUUUCUCGCCACAAAUAACGAGCAAGUCACGUUAGUCUUCGACAAUUUUAAAGUACGUGCCGACAGUGUUAAUGCAACUAUUGGUUCCUAUGGAACUACACUUUGCCAAGAGGACUGGAUAGAAAUUUUUAACGUGUAUCGUGAUGGAACGGAAACGAAAAUUGGCAGGUACUGUCAAAUGUCAGCGCCUGGUCCUAUAGAAUCUCCUAGAGGUGCCACAGGAUUAAAACUGGUUCUUCAUUCGGAUUCCGAAGGCGUAUAUAGUGGUUUCAAAGCGAGGUAUAGCUUUGAAACUGCAAAAUCAAUUUUCGGAGACUGUGGUGGGAACGUCAGCAGUGUGGACUCGGGUGUGAUCAGCAGUCCGAAUUUUCCAAAAGACUACGAGGCUCCGUCGAAGAAUCAAGCUUCCAAAAGCUGUAAUUGGUAUAUCACUGUAAGACCCAAAUACAAGGUUUUGUUGGUGUUCGAGAAGUUUGCUAUUGAAGGGGAUCCUUUAAGUAGAGGUUGUCCGGCUGCAGUAUUUAGGCUAUGGAAUGAUGUUUCCUCUACUCCUAUUGAACUUUGUGGCGAAAAAGGCCUUAAUGAAAAAUGGCAAUAUGUAUCUACCUCCAAUGCCAUGAGGUUCAGUUUUAUAACGGCAGACAAAGCUGUUGGUGCUCAAGGAUUCCGAGCAGUUUGGACUGAAGUGAUAGAAGGGCCAAGCUGUGACGAGUUUCAAUGCCUAAAAUCGGGGUUUUGUAUUCCUGAUAAGUUAAGAUGUAACAAGAUCAACAACUGCGGAGCCGACGAUGACUCGGACGAGGAGGACUGUGAGUGA
This is a messenger RNA of Diabrotica balteata, 1707 nucleotides long. The record is from the annotation of a GenBank genome assembly. NCBI's taxonomy places the organism in Eukaryota, Metazoa, Arthropoda, Insecta, Coleoptera, Chrysomelidae.